CCUACCAAACAGGCUUCCGAUCUGAGGCGCACUACGGCGGCAGAGAUCAAGUCUUGCAGGAACAACAUGGCAUCGAGCACUGGGCUGCCUAACCAAGUCGUCGCAACGUAUUGCCGGCAAGAAAAGCGUGCACGCAUCGCCGGGAUCCCCAUGGACCCUAACUGGAGGGACUGGGCAGACCUGAUCGCCGGGCCUGCAGGCCUGAUCGCCGAGCGUGUCCUCGCGGACGAUGUUGCCGACUACCUCCGCUUCCGCAUGGUGUGCCGGACGUGGCGGCAUUGCACGGCUUCCCCGCAUGGGUACGGCAGCCUGGACCGCCGGUUCCACCCCCGGCGGUGGAUCAUGCUCCCGCAAACCAUGGGCGAUGUCCGGAAGCGCCGCACCUUCAUGAACGUCUCGACCGGGGAGCGCCUCCAGGUGAACCUCCCGGAGCUCUGCUACCAGCACGUGUUCGGGACCACCUCCGACGGCCUCGUCGUGUUGUGCGACAGGCGCACCUACGCCAUCCGCCUCCUCAACCCGCUCACCCGGCAGCUUACUAGCCUCCCGGACGCAACCACGCUGCAGUACACGGCGAGCAGCCAACAGCGUACCAGCGGGUACACACUGAAGUUCCUGCAAGUGUUUGGAGCCGGUCUCGCCGACGACUCGACCGUGGCCCUCUACUUUGGCGGGACCUGGCUGGCCACCGCCAAGCCCGGCGAUAAGCAGUGGACGCGGUUGCACCACAUAUGGGACAACAUGAUCAUUGCAACCUUGCCGUUCGCAGGCCGCUUCUACUGCGUCACCGAGAAGGCCAUCAUGGCGCUGGACACCAGCCAGCGGCAGCCGCGGCUGGUGGUGGCGGCCGGACUGGGCGAUUUGGGUUCUACUAAUGUGUGGUACGACCGGACCAUGAAACUAGUGGACAAUGGCGGGGAGCUGGUUUUGGCGCGUCGGAUCCCGUUGGACAGUAAGAACCCUCUUCGAGGUGGCUACGAGGCGCACCGGGUGGAUUUGGAAGCGGGAAUCACCUUGCCCAUGCAACAAGGGUUUGGUGGACGUGCCUUGUUCGUCGGCACACCAAGCCACCUGGGGCCAGGGCGUGCUCUGUUGUUGCCCGCCGGGCUGUUCUCUCAUGUCCUUGGUGACACCGUUUACUUGUGCAACGCCACCAUUGCUGACCCGCCGAGAAUUGAGGCCUGCCGCCUCCUUUACGGCCAUGCCCGGUCAGGGAGCGCCAUUGGGCCCACUGGUCUCUCAUAUGGCCACCACAGCAGAGUCUACAUUGGUGAUGCCCGGCCAUGCAGCGUCAUCGACCACGUGUCUCGCUACGUAUGUGGUUCGAAGAUCAUUGUAAAGCAGCGUCGUCAUCACAGUGAACGACAGGCGCGCCAUGGCCCGACUAGUGUGCACAUCAAAUCUGUGUAAUAUAUGGGUUGCCAAAGCCAAUAGUUCUGCUCGAUUUCUUAUGAAGCUGAUUAAUUGUACUAUAAUUGCUAUCCUACCGUUGAUGAUCAGUUUCUUAUGUUGCUUAAA
Molecule: messenger RNA, 1518 nt
Organism: Triticum aestivum (bread wheat)
Lineage: Eukaryota; Viridiplantae; Streptophyta; Magnoliopsida; Poales; Poaceae
Exons: 2
Coding region: 67-1410 (447 amino acids)
Source: RefSeq, a predicted model, not a curated record